This is a messenger RNA of Bombus huntii, 2321 nucleotides long. It is a transcript of the gene ArgRS-m, whose product is annotated as probable arginine--tRNA ligase, mitochondrial. Gene Ontology annotation, biological process: mitochondrial translation; arginyl-tRNA aminoacylation. The record is from RefSeq and is a predicted model, not a curated record. The transcript has 6 exons. Lineage: Eukaryota; Metazoa; Arthropoda; Insecta; Hymenoptera; Apidae. Gene Ontology annotation, cellular component: mitochondrion. Gene Ontology annotation, molecular function: arginine-tRNA ligase activity; ATP binding. Bases 498 to 2243 code for a protein of 581 amino acids.
ACAUAUAUUUACAUAUAUUCCGCACAGAGUUAUAUUAAAUAAUAAAUAAAUGUAAAUAAAACAGUACACUGUUGUAAAUUAGAAAAUACUUUAAUACAAAUAAGUUACGUUUACAAAAUUUGAUUUAGUGUACUAUCUAUAUAAAUGAUUUAUUUAAAUAACAAAAAUUAAAUACACGUCAUAUGUCAUACUAAAAAUGAAAAGUUUAUCUCCCGAAUCUUUUGUAUUUAAAAAAUAUACACAAAUGAUUUAUAUAUUUAGCUGAUUAACGUAAUUGAAUGUCUAUAAGCAUUCAUGAAAAUGAAUUUAAAAAAUUUUUAGAGGAUUCAUAACAGACUUCGUAGAGAGGUUAUAAUUUCAUUGUUGUUUGACAUAUACCAUUAUUUUUAUAAUUCUUAUAAUAUAUUGUAUGUCAUGGAUGUGAAUACUUUGCAAAAAUUUGAAUUUAAUUAAACGAUACAUAAAUAUUUUUGUGAAAAAAAAUAGAAUAAGUAGAAAUGUACAUAUGUCGUAAUGACGAUACGGACAAGGAUUUCCAUAGGAUACUCAUGAGCAACUUCAUAAGGACUGUAAUAUUUAAAAAGAUUAUAAAACAACUACAAAAUAUAGACAAUGCAUGUCAAUAUAAGAUUAUGUCUAAUUUGCGUAUCACAUUUAAUAAGGAGAUUGAUACAUAUACCUUUGUACUUCCUUUAAAAUCAAAAGAUUAUAAUUUAACAAAUAAAGUGAAAGAUAUUACAGAUAAUGAUUUAAAGGGUGAUUUUGAUAAUAUUACAGUCCAAGAUAAUACUAUACACUUCAAUGUGCUAAGAGAUAAGUAUAUAAAGCAAAUUUUAGAAAGCAAUCUUUCUGGUGUUAGACCACCACUUGUGGAUAUUAAUAAGAACAUUAUAGUAGAAUUUAGUUCACCGAACAUUGCCAAACCCUUUCACAUAGGACACCUACGUUCUACAAUUAUAGGAAACUGCAUUGCUAAUUUAAAUAGUUUCUGCCAAAAUCAAGUUACAAAGAUAAAUUAUUUAGGUGAUUGGGGUACACAGUUUGGUUAUGUUUAUAUAGGAAUGAAAAUGGCAAAUAUUGAUAAUAUAGAAAUGCAAACAGAUCCCAUUAAAACAUUGUACACAGCUUAUGUUAAUGCUAAUAAAUUAGCUAAAGAUGAUCCAAGUAUAAAUGAGAGUGCUAAGGAAAUAUUUAGACAAUUAGAAUUAGAAGAUAAUGAAGUUUAUAAAAAUUGGGAAUCAAUCAAACACUUUACUGUCUUAGAAUUGGAAAGAACAUACAAAAGAAUAGGUGUAACAUUUGAUAGAUAUGAUUGGGAAUCUAUGUAUACAGCUAAAAAAAUAAAUAAGAUAAUUGAUAAGAUGGGAGAAAUGCAGCUGUUAAAAUUAGAUAAUGAAAAUAGGAAAGUAAUGCCUUUGAGCGAAGAAAAAAGUGUUCCUAUUAUAAAAAGUGAUGGUACAAGUUUAUAUAUAAGUAGAGAUAUUGCUGCUGCUAUUGAUAGAUUUGAGAGAAACAAAUUUGAUGCUAUGUAUUACAUUGUAGAAAAUGGUCAAACUGACCAUUUUACUAAUUUAAUCCAAAUUUUAAAUAAAAUGAAUUUACCUUGGGUAAAUAGAUUAAAACAUGUUAAGUUUGGAAGAGUACAUGGUAUGAGCACACGACAAGGUACAGUGGUAUUUUUAGAAGAUAUUUUAAACAAAGCAAAGGAAAUUAUGAAACAAAAACAAUUGGAUGCAAAGACAACUAAAAUUCCGUUGGAUAAAAUAGAUGAGACUUCUGAUAUAUUGGGUGUUUCUGGUGUAAUUAUUCAAGAUUUAAAACAAGGUAGAAUGAACAGUUACGAGUUUGAUUGGAAUUUAAUGCUUGAUAUGAAAGGUAAUUCUGGAAUAAAAUUGCAAUAUGCUCAUUGCCGUUUAUGCAGUUUGGAAGAGUUAUCUGGUGCUACAUUAGCAAAAGAGUGUGAUUCAAGUCUUUUAAAAGAAACAGAAGUUGAUCAAUUAAUUGUACUAAUUAGUCAAUUUGAUGAAGUUGUACUUAAAUCCUAUGAAGAAUUAGAACCAUGUGUAUUAACAAUUUAUCUUUUCCAUUUAUGUAAAGCUAUCAAUAUAGCUUGGCGCAAAUUGAGUGUAAAACACCAAUCAAAUGACUUAGGAAACCAAAGAUUAUUAUUAUUUCAUAUAGCAAGAAUUACUCUUGCCCAAGGUAUGAAAUUACUCGGCUUAACACCUCUUGAAAAAAUGUAAAUGGAAAAAUAAAACUUUUAUACAAAAUGAAAAUGUUAUAUAAUACAAUUAAUUUAAUAAAUUUAAACGUCAUGGUCA